AUGAAGACAACCUCGUCACUUGCCGCCGGCCUAUGGGCCCUGGGCGCCUUUGCCAGAAAUCCGCUGACGCCUGAGAAGGCCGUUGAGGACAUCAAGACACAAGAACUCCAACGCAACCUCUGGAAUUUCAACAAAAUCGCCCGCGACAAUGGCGGCAACCGUGCCUUUGGCCUUCCCGGCUACGAGGCCUCGUCCGACUACGUGCUGGAGCGUGCCCAGACCCGGUUCCACACGACCAUGGACACGUGGAAGCAGUACUUCAACCACACCUUCACCCGGAUCAACGACAUCUCCGUCACCGGGCCCGAGGGAGAGGACGUCGUCGUCAUCGCUCUGACCUACAACCCGGCCACGCCGGCCGAGGGCAUCACCGCGCCGCUGAUCGACACGCCCGUCGACGACGCGCGCGGCUCCGCCUGCUUCGAGGACCAGUGGGAGGGCAUUGACGCCACCGGCCGCCUCGCCCUCGUCAAGCGGGGCGCGUGCGCCAUCUCCGACAAGCUGAAGCUCGCCAGCGCCCACGGCGCCCUCGGCGUCAUCCUCUACAACAACUCCCCCGGUAACGCCAUCACCGCCGCCACCCUGGGCCGCGAGAACAUCGGCCUGCUGCCGCCCGUGGGCACCAUCCCCCUCGAGGUCGGCACGGCCUGGUCUGCCCGUCUGCGGGGCGGCGAGGAGCUCGUUGUCAAGCUCUAUGUCGACGCCGUCUUCGAGGACCGCGAGACGUGGAACAUCAUCUCCGAGACCAAGGAAGGCGACCCCGACAACGUCAUCGUCCUCGGCGCCCACCUGGACUCGGUCCAGGCCGGCCCGGGCGUGAACGACGACGGCUCCGGGUCGGGCGCGCUGCUGGAGAUCAUGGGCUCGUUCAAGAAGUACACGGGGUUCAAGAACAAGGUCCGCUUCAUCUGGUGGGGCGCCGAGGAGUCCGGCCUCAUCGGCUCGCUGUACUACACCUCGACCCUGCCCGAGGAGGAGGCCGACAAGAUCCGCUUCUACUUCAACUACGACAUGAUCGGCUCCAUCAGCCCCAAGUUCGACGUCUACCAGGGCCGCAACCCGGGCGACGCGUACGGCGCGGCCCUGCUGCAGGAGUACCUCCUCGAGGAGGGCUACCCGGCCCAGCUCGCCCCCUUCGGCACCGGCUCGGACUACGUCGGGUUCAUCAACAUCGGCGUCCCCUCGUCCGGCCUCCACACCGGCACCCCGCCGUUCGACCCGUGCUACCACCUCGCGUGCGACGGCAUCGACAACAUCAACUGGGACGCCUACACGGCGAACGUCAAGGCCGCCGCGCGCGCCGCUGCCAUCUUCGCCAACGACCUGAGCGGCGUCCCGCCCCGGUCCAGGACGACGCCUGCCAAGCGGGACUUUGCGUCCGUCCGUCGCGAGUUUGAGCGCUGGGCUGCCAUUGCUGAGGAGGCGGAGCAUGGCCACUCUUGCGGCGGGGAGCAUGGUUCCAAGAACACCAUCUAG
This is a messenger RNA of Sodiomyces alkalinus F11, 1476 nucleotides long. Its product is annotated as aminopeptidase Y. The coding region runs from base 1 to 1476 and encodes 491 amino acids. The transcript is spliced from 2 exons. NCBI's taxonomy places the organism in Eukaryota, Fungi, Ascomycota, Sordariomycetes, Glomerellales, Plectosphaerellaceae. Gene Ontology annotation, molecular function: metalloexopeptidase activity. Gene Ontology annotation, biological process: proteolysis. The record is from RefSeq and is a predicted model, not a curated record.